This is a messenger RNA of Rotaria sp. Silwood2, 666 nucleotides long. The record is from the annotation of a GenBank genome assembly. NCBI's taxonomy places the organism in Eukaryota, Metazoa, Rotifera, Eurotatoria, Philodinida, Philodinidae.
AUGUCGGCUUUGUUAUCGUGUAACUGAGGUGGACAUAAAGAGGAUCGACGAAUACAAAAUCUAAUUUAUCGUAAAUCAAAACUUGAAAGUGUUAGUGAAACAUCUGCAUUACUUAGUGGAUUUGCUAUUGUAGCCAUUGUCGAAUUAUCAUUAGAUUCUUAUAAAGAAAAUAAAUCUAGUGAAACUCUUAUCAUUUUUUAUGCUAUUAUAUCAUGUCUCUUAGUAAGUAGUCAUUUACUUGCUUUACUUAUGUCAAUGUGUAUAUUACCUGAAUUAAAAAGUGUCAUACGGUAUAGUGAUGUUUGGAUUAAUAAUGAAAAUAGUAAACCAUUAUCAUCAUUAAAUAAAUAUAUUGAAAUAGCAUGGCUUAUUUCUACUGGUUUUGGUUUAUUUUUAUUUAUACUUGAACUUGGUUUAAUUUUUUGGAUUAAAGUGAGCGGAUUUUCUCAAACAGCAGCUGUUGCUGCUCUUAUUACAUUAUGUAUUAUUGGUUGUCCAUUUGUUUUAUUUGCUGUUGGUUUUUAUUUUCGUGUAGCUAGAGCAAAAGUUUAUUUACAUCAAACUGAUUUAGAAAUAAUAGAACGUAGUGCUAUUGCUCGUGGUUUAGUUAGCAAUACUCCGACUAUUCCACAAACAACAUCAAGAGUACAUAUAGAAGAUUCUUGA